This is a messenger RNA of Brassica napus (rape), 1065 nucleotides long. Its product is annotated as putative F-box/kelch-repeat protein At3g24610. Gene Ontology annotation, molecular function: protein binding. The transcript has a single exon. The record is from RefSeq and is a predicted model, not a curated record. Lineage: Eukaryota; Viridiplantae; Streptophyta; Magnoliopsida; Brassicales; Brassicaceae. Bases 352 to 1014 code for a protein of 220 amino acids.
GUAUCGAGAUUUGACCUGGCGGCCUUUGGUAUGACCUCCAAGGCACACCGGUCUCUCGCAACCUCUCCUUGGCUCUGGGACUGGAGAUGUCAGAUGGAUUACAUCGAGCCAUCUUACUACGUGUGCUUGCACAUAUUUGCUGAACCCAUCCCACGGUGGUUCAUCCUCCACUCGGUUCAACGUCGGCUGAAACCGAUCGACUCGUACGCGUAUCAGUCUCCAGAAUGAGGAUCCUCUUUCGUGGUGGUGGCUUGGGGUAUAUAUAUCAUCGGUGGACUCGUGAACGGCAAACCCACAUCGGAAGUCGCGUUGUUCGAUUGUUUCGAGCAUGUGUGGUACAAAAUCCCGCCCAUGAAGGUGCCUCGUGCUUCCGCCUCAGCAAGCAGGAUAGACAACAAGAUAUACGUGUUUGGAGGGUGCGGGGAUGACGUUGAUUCCUCAAACUGGGCAGAGGUAUACGAUAUCGACACCUUAACUUGGGAUUUCUUGUGUGUGCCUACUACUACUCGGCCGAAGAAUAUCAAACAAAGCGUGGUGAUAGGCAAGAAGGAGGUUUACGCAGUGGAUGAGGAUGGUCAAAGCUUCUCCUUCUCCCCAAGCAAACUGUUUGUGUCAUGCGGAAAAACAGAUUCUAAGCCAGGAGAUAGACACGACUGGUGUUUGAUCGGACGAUUCUUGUUUUCCCGUGGUCCCCGCGGGACAAUACUGUGGUGUUUGCCAGACGAGUUGGAUUGGAAGGAAGUCAAGGGUUUGGAAGAGCUGCAACAACAACAGUUGGUUGAAUACGGUAUCACUAAACUCUCCAAAAAGGCGUCCUACAUUGUCAUCUUCUGGAACGCCCAGCCUCAAGGUGCUGAUAGUUUGGAGCUUUGGUCUGCGGAGAUUUCCCUCAGGAGAGUCGGACCAGAUGUUCGGGGAAAGAUUGAGUGGUCUGGUUCUGUCUACAAACUCGACUACCCUCUCACAGACUCAAACAGAGUUAAGGUUGUGUAUGCUGGUACUGCCUUUACCUGAUGAUCUUCUUACUCCUUGUUUCAGACUAUAUAUUUAUUGAUAUCAUCUCUG